AUGUAUCGCGACGACGGAGAGGACGAUGACGACGCUGCGCAUCCUGGAUGGGGCGUCGACGAGCGGCUCCUGCGGUUCCGCGCGGGUCCCCCCGCACCUCGCGAGGAUCCCGGCGCCAUCCGAGGGAGGUUGCCCACGUUCACGGGACCCGUCGACGAUGCCCCCGUAGGGCCGCAAGAGGUUCCCGGCGCGCAAUUGCCGCACAGAGCGACCCAACCCAGCAUCGCCGAGAUGAUGGCAGACCCAAUGGGCACCCUCAGCGCGCUACCCGAGCACACCCAGCGGCUCGUCCUGGCGCAGUCCAUGUUGAGCCAGCAGCAGAUACUGAUGGGCGAACUCGCCCGCAGGCGACAUUGGGAGCAGGAACGAUGGAUGCACUGGCAGCAACUCCAGGCGAAGCAGAAAGCCGAGCAGGAGGAACGAGAAAGGGCGAGGAGAGAGGAGGAAGAACGAGAAAGGGCGAGGAGAGAGGAGGAAGAACGAGAGGAGCGGGAGAGGCAGGAGGCGGCGAAGGCUGCGAGGGGCCGAUGGAAAAUGUUCAGUAAAGUCAAGGGCGCGACGGGCGUACUCAAGGCAAAAGCAGAGGAACGGAAGGCUGCGGACGGACGAGGUUCACCGCCUAGGUUCACCUCCAACGGCGAUGAUGAUGACGACGACCCGCACGGCGUUAAAUCAUACGUCGUGCCGAGACGGCCCGACGGCCUGGUGGACCUCAGGCCGGAGCCGCCCCUGCCCGCGGUGCCCGAGCUCCUGUCGUACAACACGGAUGACGGCGUGGACCGUUCCGCGUUCGCCGCGAAGAAACGCGCGGAGCUCGACCGUUUAACCGGCGAGGAGGGUGUGCGGGAGGCGGUUCUCGCAGCGGCGUCCUUGCUCGACCCGGCGACGCUCGCCAGACGCGGUGAGCUCAGGCGCGAGGCUGCGCUGCGUAGGUACCGACGCCUGGACGAUGACCACGAGCCCGACGACGACGACGAAAACGUUUCGCCGGCGGAGAAUUACGGGGACGAGUACGAGGGCAAGAGGGCGAUCGGCGGUGCGCUGGAGUACGCCCGACGGUUGGAGGAAGAGGCUGAGCUGGCGAUGCGCGAGUUUAAGUUUGUCAAGGCGGAGAGCGUGUGGCGGAGGCUUCUCGCGGUCGAGGUUGGCGUUGCCGUCGGCGGGAUACGUUCAAAGGCGGCGGCGGUGCUCGCCGCGUCCAUGCCCGCGUCUCUGCAUCGGAGCGCCGAAGCGGAUGAGGAGGCGGACCCGGUGGAGGCUGCUCCCGCGCUCUAUCAGCUGUCGCGCGCGUUGCGAGCUCAGCCCGGGCGAAGGAGGGACGAGGAGGCCAUUCUUCUUCGCUCCCUUCGAGCUCUCGAACAAGCCGGGCGCGCGGACGGCACGAACCAGCAGGGUGUGUCGGACGGCGAUGCCCGUCUGACAUACAGGGUACUGAGCGCGCUACACGCCGCUGGUGUCGCCAUCGACGCGGAGGUUAACGACACGUACGAUGACGACGACGAUGGAAAAGACGAUUUUGACGAUGAAGCCGCUCUGGUGUACGCGGCGCGCGCUCUGUCACUCGCCGAGCGCCGUCACGGGCCGUGGCACCCGACGACUGCGGAUGCGCUUUGCCGUGUCGCAUCCAGUCUGGUCCGCGCGGGACAGCUCCACGACGCUGUCGAGAGGCUGCAGAGGGCGCUGACCAUCUCCAGGAGAGCACGAGGCGACACCCACGGGGAGACUGGAUACAUCCUGUGCGCUCUGGCGCAGACGCACAAGAGGCUCGGGAACUUCGAGCGAGCGUCCAGGCUUGAGGCGGAGUGGAGGAAGUGCGCACCUCGGGCGCGCCAGCCGAGGCCACCCACACGGAUGCAACCCCCGGCGAUGCUGCAACCAGCCGGACGCGGUGACGUGAGGUCGUUCAGAGAGAAGGUUGUCGACGUUCCCGUUCCCAAGGCUGGCGUCGCUGCGAACGAAGCGUCGAAUGCUGGGCCUCCUCCUUCUCGCGCGGGUUCGGAUGCGAGCGAUCCGCUCACAGGGUACUUUGGUGGGAACCUGCAAGAGCCGAGGUGCGGUGAUGGAAAAGUCACCCGCGUCGGUCUCGUGCCGGCGCUCGACCUCUCAAUGCUGCCACCACUUGAUUUCUCGGAUGAUGAAGGGGACUGA
Micromonas commoda is the source of this 2148-nucleotide messenger RNA. RefSeq lists its product with no specific name. Gene Ontology annotation, molecular function: protein binding. The transcript has a single exon. The record is from RefSeq and is a predicted model, not a curated record. NCBI's taxonomy places the organism in Eukaryota, Viridiplantae, Chlorophyta, Mamiellophyceae, Mamiellales, Mamiellaceae. The coding region runs from base 1 to 2148 and encodes 715 amino acids.